AUGAAAACAGUGAGCAACACAGAAUUCGGCUGCAAGGUAGCAUGGAGCGAUCAAUUAGACCACCAUAUACUCCGCACUCCCGGUGAACACACACACCGAGCGAAGUACGAGUUAAAUCCAACAUCAAAACAUAGCUACUCUGGCCUGCUAAAUUAUAGACAUCUUAUUAGUUUCCUGGCCGUUCAAUCGUCGGAGCAUCGGAAGCUAUACGACCUGAGGCACCCCAAACCCCGAAAGAUCAGCAAUACUACUGGUGAAUUUCAACAGCAAGCACCAACACACGCUCCUCGCACACAUUCGGCAUCUAGAAUCAUCAUGUGCAAUGGCGACGCGGAGAUCUCAGGCUUCCUAUAG
Botrytis fragariae is the source of this 354-nucleotide messenger RNA. RefSeq lists its product as uncharacterized. NCBI's taxonomy places the organism in Eukaryota, Fungi, Ascomycota, Leotiomycetes, Helotiales, Sclerotiniaceae. The coding region runs from base 1 to 354 and encodes 117 amino acids. The record is from RefSeq and is a predicted model, not a curated record. The transcript is spliced from 3 exons.